AUGUCUGAAUUACAAAGCCUUAAGAAGGCAGAAUUGAGUGAAAUCUGUCAUCGUUUGGGAAUCCAUUCCUUGACUAAAGACACCAAAAAAGUUUUAGUUGAAAGAGUUACUGAAUUCAUAGCUUCUAACCCUGAUGAUGGGAUUGCUGCCGUACAGGCAGCUCUUGAUGCCGAGAUUGGUGACACGGAAACAUUGACAGAAGAAGUCGAGGCUGCUGUUGCCGCUGCUGCUGCAACCACCGAUGACGAAGAAGAAGAAGAAGAUGAUGAUGAAGAAGACGAUGAAGAAGAAGAUGAAGAAGAAGUUGAUGCAGAAGAUGCUGAUGAUGAAGAUAAGGACUAUAAUGCUCCACCUCCAGUUGAUCUUAAGGGUUGGGUUGUUGAUCCAGCAAUUGAAUACUUUGAAACUGCCUACUCCAAGGUACUUGACUUUACCGAUAAAGUUGGUAUCACCACUCUUGAUUUGAAUGGUGAAUUGAGAGAAAACUUGUCAAGAUCAGUUACAUUGAACUAUUUCGAAUUGGCUCUUGAAUUCUCUUUCUUCUUGUACACUUUUGUACCAUUUGUUGCUAUUAAGGACAAUGACAGUAUUCAUCAAUUUUUUAAGGAUAACAUUAGUUUUGUUGGAUCUUCCGAUAUUGCUAUUCCAGACUUUACUGCCUUGAUUGGUUAUGCUCCAAUUUCUACUUUUAUUAGUUGGGUUUUCAUUUCGGUUGUUUUCCCAUUGAUUGUUUCUUAUUACGUUAACUUUACCAGAAGACUUAUUACUUUUGAUGAUGAAACUGAAUUAUUCGGUAGAAUUUACCAAUAUGAUCCAUUUACCUUUGCCUUGAGUAAGACUUUACUCUUUUACUUCUUGGGAGUCCCAGUUCAUCACGACUUCAUUAGAGAAGGUGGCUUGAUCAGUGCCCUCAAGAACCACUUCAUCAUUCAACUUGACUUUUACCAAAAGUUUGCUCAAAUCUUGGGUGGUUUCCCAUUGAUUAUUGGAUUUUCCAACGUUUUAGUUGCUAUUUAUUCUCAAUUUGAAGAAUAUUAA
Molecule: messenger RNA, 1038 nt
Organism: [Candida] anglica
Lineage: Eukaryota; Fungi; Ascomycota; Pichiomycetes; Serinales; Debaryomycetaceae
Source: the annotation of a GenBank genome assembly